UUUGGGGUGCUGCUGUACACGGGGGACGGAAGGAAACUCAGCCUGGAACUUCUCAAAAGAAACCUCUGGCUGGCUUUUUCGAGGGGCCUUCGUUGGAGAACCAAGUUGGGCCAGCUGGGCUGGAGAAGGGGCGCCUUUGAGGUCUCGCUCUGGACCAGCCCCAACAUGGAGGCCCUUGCUUUGUAUAACUUCCAGGCAUCUGAGAAGGAUGAAUUAGCCUUUAAGAAGGGAGACACGCUGAAGAUUCUGAACAUGGAAGAGGACCAGAACUGGUACAAAGCAGAGCUUUUGGGCCUGGAGGGAUUCGUCCCCAAAAACUACAUCAAAAUGAAACCUUAUCCGUGGUAUUGUGGCAAAAUCUCCCGGCAAGGUGCCGAAAAGGCCCUCCUCAAACAACGGUUCCGGGGCGCGUUUCUCAUCCGGCAGAGCGAAAGCAGCCCAGGGGAUUUCUCCAUCUCUGUGAAUUACGGAGACCAAGUGCUGCACUUCAAAGUCCUCCGGGAAAAAAAGGGCAAGUACCAUCUCUGGGAGGAGAAGUUCAACUCCAUCAAUGAACUGGUGGACUUUUACCGAACCACCACCAUCGCUAAGAAGAGGCAGGUCUUCCUCAGAGACCAUGGAGAAACCGAGGAGCCCAAGAAGCCAACCUUCGUCCAAGCCCAGUUCGACUUCUUGGCCGAGAACCCCUCGCAGCUGAGCUUCAGCAGAGGGGACAUCCUCAAGAUUCUGGACUGCUCUGACCCCCACUGGUGGAGAGGAAAGCUGGGGGUGAAGAUGGGCCUUUUUCCUCGGAACUACGUUUUCCCCCUGCGCAAGUGACCUGCCUGGCUCACUCGGCUGGCGGAAGGGAUCAGCCGUCCCAUCUAAACCUUUUCUUCUCAAUCGAUGCUUUGACUCGCCCUCAACCUGAACCAGGCAAAACUUUCCAUUUUCACACUGCGACCUUAAAAGAGGCCCAUUGCACACCUGGGACGGCCGUUCGAAAGCUGAAACUUUGGGGCUCAUUGCUGGUUGAAAUUCUUUGCAGACCGAUCCCCAUCACUCACCUGGAGCCCAAACAAACCUCUGGAGAUUUCUAAUUAUUUUGCUUUAUAAAACAAUAUAUUUCUAGCAGUAAAACUGCAAUCCAGCUUCAAUCAAAGCGCCAUCCUAAAUCAACCCUUGUUCAAAACUGCCUUAUAGUCCUGCCACCUGAUGCUUUCAAAGAGCUAGAAGCCUUUUCUGAAUUUACGCGCUGGAACGACCUACAGGGAGAAAUCUGAUCCGCUGGGGCUGGUGUUGAGACAAUUCGUCAUAAAUUCCUACCACCCCACAUUUGUAAGGGGGAAAAAACUACAGUUCCUAGCAUCCCUUGACAAGAUGCAUGGACCGCAAACUUCCAGGGCAGAGGUCCCUCCUAGAGAUACCCUGGGAAGCAUGCUGGCUGGGGAAUUCUGGGAGUUGAAGUCUUAAGAGUGACCAAGGUUGAGGAAGACUGCUCUGGAUACCGGCCCCCUCCCACCCCCCCACCCCGGUUGCCCUGGUCUUAGAGCCCCUCUUGACUGCUGCAGAAGAUUUUCUGCAAAUCUUCAGACAUGUCUGGGUGACUGGCUGAGUUUUGAUUUCACACCUUGGCGAAGAGCCUCCAAAGUGAUCCUACGGAUGCCAAAGUGAUUCCCACCAGUGGACCUAUAGACUCAGGAAGCAGAUGGGGAAUUUCCCUCCUGCUUCUUUCUCUUUCUAAGCCUUUCCUCAGCAUUUUGCUGUCCAAUCCAGCUCUCUCUGCUCCGCAGCCCUCUUGGUCAGCUGCCAAGGGCAAGGAAUGAAGGCGCUGAUAAUCAUCCAGCAGGUCACAAAGUCCACCGGACCCCUCCUUGACCUUCUGCUGCCCUCCUAAUCUUUAUGAGACCUGCCCUAAUUCGGGUGUUUGCUCAGCUCCCUGCAGAGGUACUCCCAAAGCGUCUCCCAAAGGACUGCGUAGGGCUGGAACUGUUUUCCACCUGGUGGGACUCCCUUGCUGGGGACCGGCCACCACACAGCCUCUUAAGUGACCUUCAGACCACCCCAGGGGCCCUCCAAGGAGAUGGGACAGCGGCUCUCAUCUUCCUAAGCUGCUCUUCUCUGCCAGAGACACACGUUUCAAAAAGUGAUUUAUUGGGUUUUAUCUUCUGUGCCACUACUUGAAAAGGCGUUGAGUUCUCAGCGGGUAAAGUGGCAACCAGGACCUACAAACUCCUUGCUGCUCAGAACUCUCUCCUGCCCCCAAGUCAUUUCUUUUAUUCCUAGAAAACAAUUCUCCUAGUGAAAUAAAGUUUUCCAUUUAAACCCCC
Messenger RNA from Pantherophis guttatus, 2309 nucleotides. It is a transcript of the gene GRAP, whose product is annotated as GRB2 related adaptor protein. Gene Ontology annotation, molecular function: protein binding. The record is from RefSeq and is a predicted model, not a curated record. Lineage: Eukaryota; Metazoa; Chordata; Lepidosauria; Squamata; Colubridae.